This is a messenger RNA of Arctia plantaginis, 681 nucleotides long. Lineage: Eukaryota; Metazoa; Arthropoda; Insecta; Lepidoptera; Erebidae. The record is from the annotation of a GenBank genome assembly.
AUGGCAGGUCGACCCUAUUACGGUUAUGGCAACCAACCACCACCCCCACACGGUUACCCCCCCGGUCCUCCGGGAUCUGGAGGCGGUUUUCCACCGCACAUGUAUCCGGGAGGGAUCAUGUUCUACCCUAUGCAUCCCGCAUACGUCUACCCCUACCCCGUACAGCCACCCGCUGGAGACGAGGUGUUGGUUGCUGAUAACAAUUUGCCAACAUUGCCUGGCGAAACUGUCGAGUUGCCUUGGAGCACAUACCGUUGGGUUCCGGCUUGCUUGAGCCAGCGCAGUAUUCCUCCAGGUGCACUGCGCGUGGGCACCGAUGAAGAUGGUUCAGAGAUCUAUGCUGGACGCGCUCCGCAUGAAGGCGAUAUAUUGCCCGCAAAGGUCAUCCCCUCAAAGGAGGCCUGCUACGUCUGCUAUGGCGGGGAGGAAAUACCCAAAGAUCAGUUUGAGGUACUAGUUCCUGCGAUGUUCUCGUGGCAGUUUUCCACCAAUGGCCAGGUCCCUCCUGGUGCUGUAGAAGCAGGCCAGACAGCUGAUGGGGAGAAGCUGUACUAUGGCCGAGUUACACAUGAUGGAUGCACUACACCUGGAAAGAUCCAACCGAGCCACGGAUGCUGCUACUAUCCUUUCGGAGGCGAGGAAAGAAAUAGCACCGAAUACGAAUGUCUCGUACUCUUCUAA